Molecule: messenger RNA, 2527 nt
Organism: Syngnathus typhle (broad-nosed pipefish)
Lineage: Eukaryota; Metazoa; Chordata; Actinopteri; Syngnathiformes; Syngnathidae
Product: DEP domain-containing protein 7-like
Exons: 11
Biological process (GO): intracellular signal transduction
Source: RefSeq, a predicted model, not a curated record
UCUUCUUCGCCACCUGCUGUGUUUCCUCGACUCGAAGUUUGGAAGCAUGGCUUCAAUUAAAGAAAGAGCUGCGGCCUUAAAACUUGCUGAGAAACUACGCAUUCGUCCUCAAGUUCGAGGAUUGAUCGUGAAGGCACCCAAGUCUCCUACGUUAGGGAGCAACCUCGUCUUCCACCUCAGGUCUUCUUUGAAAGUAAGGCGUUGUCGAGUUUACCUUGUGUCCCACAACGAUUGCUUCCUGGGCUCGGAGGCUGUGGAUGCUGUGGUAGACUACAUUGGCAGUGAUAAAUCCUUUGAGGGUGCCACAUCAUGCCGGGACAAAGUGGUGAAUGUGUGCCAAGCUCUGUUGGACUGCAAUGUGUUUGAAGCAGUAGGGACUAAAGUGUUUGGCAAAGACAAGAGGAAGGCUGAGUUUCAGGACAGCAAAUGCGCACUUUACAGGUUUGUUCAUGAGCAUGCUCCAUCAGUGGAAGACAUGGAGAAGGGUGUGCUUGCAAGCAGUAUCCAGAAACUCUUCCUUUGCUCUCCCUCAGACGGAGAGGGUGAGCAGAUGUCUCCCUCUGGGCCAAAAGGUCUAAUACCCACGCCUGUCAAAUUCUCCCAGACAUCCACAAAAGUCCCCCCGUUAGGCAGUCCCAUAAGUCCCAGUUUGCCAAUGGAGACCAGAGUGGGGAAUUUUGGUCUGACUCCCAAUAGAGUGCAAACACAUUCUGAUUUACCACAGACAGUGGUAGAUGAGGUAUGGCAGGAGCAAACCCUUCUCAGGUUAUUAAACCUUGUGGAACUCCCGAUAUUGGAGGGGGUGCUUCAGAUGAACCAGAUUUCUUCAUGCUCUGCUCCAUCACCCCCCAUGACUCAUAAUAACCCUGACCUGAUCUACGGCAGCAACCACCUUGACAGACAGAUCCUCAAGGCCUUCAGGGACUCUCAAGAAGACGAGUGGCUCCGAGCAGCCCUGGACUGUCUGGACUUCCUCCCUGACCAACCAGUGGUGAAGCUGAGCCGAGAGCUGCCUCUCUUGUUCCCGCAAGAUCAUCAGAGCACUGAGCAAGCUGAUGACAACGCACCAGGGAAGUACUAGCACAAGCGGUGACAGGAUGAUUGCUGCUGAGUUUUGUAUGAUUACAUGUGCCAUUAUAUACGACAGCCGUGAUUUAACUUUCUGGCUCUAGGUAAUAAAUGCCUCUCCGAAAGUGGCAAAGCUUAUUGCAAACUGCUGCUGUAUGGUAUACUGGUGGGACACUACAGCAACACGGAUCGACCUCCACUACUUCCUGAGCAAAUGACUGAUGUAUAUUCAGCAAUAACCAAUCUGCUAGUGAAUGCAAAAUUGGGCAAAGCACUUGAAGUUCUUCAGCUGUGCUUAAAGCUGCUGCCACCAAGGUGCAGAAAGGAGCUGUGUCAGAUCCUUACGUUCAUGACGGUGGCUGCUGACGCACAUGAAAUAAAACUGGACAAGGAGAUGGAAAACAGACUUGCAGUGAAGAAGUCUUUCUCUAGGGCCAUCCUGAACAGCAAGGCUCUGUCAAAGGAGAGAGAGGAUCUGAUGAUAGUUUUCAUGCUCAGCAACGUGAAGGAGAUCUUCAAGAUACCUGGAGCCCUGCACAAAGAAGUGAGCGAUAAGCUGGCUGGCCUUGUUCAGGCGAAACAGCCAGAUGUCACUGGUUUACAGAUCUCCAACAAAACGUACAGUGGCAUGAGUAAGACAACCACUGAUCAGGAACUCUGGUCUUUGCUUCACUUCAUUCAACUGGAUGCCAAAAUUUCAUCCAAGGAGAGGAAACAUCGACUUAGACAGUUUUACCAAGCGCACCCUGAGAUAUUUAAUAAGUACUUUGGAGAAUCUGCCGUUAAUCUGCUGUAGGUUUGUCAAUGGAGAAAGGUGGAAGCAGGCUUCAAAUACAUCAUUGUAAUAUUGAAAUGUAGUAUUUAGAAUAUGUUUAAACUUGUCAGUGGUUGAUAAUGGUUCAUUGGAAUGGCCUCUAAAUAAAUUCCCCUGGGUAUGUACUUUAUCUGAUUUGUUUUCGGGAGGUUUGAAACCAAAGCACUGUCACCAGGAUCCACUCAUUCCCUCCUAAUGUGUCAUCAAUAUAAAAUUGCAAUCUCUGCCACAUGUAGAUAUUGUUGCACCAUUCGGGAUCAUAGACAAUAAAAAUGGAAAAACAAAUCCGAACCUCUUUAAAUACUGAAAUGUUUGAAAGGGUGCUGAAUAUAUUUGUACUGUCUCAAUUUUUAACUUAAUACGUGUGAAUAGAUCUAAAUUAUGACUUUAAAAUUAUAAUAUGGGCCUUAGAAAAAAGUACAUCACAUUCAAUUUGACAAUUCAUUGAAACAAAUUAUACACUGUACAUACUGUAUACAAACACAUUAAACCAGUGCUUCUCAAAUAGUGGGGCAGAUGACCCCAGAGAAUAUAAUUUAACUUUCCACACAAAAUUGUUGUCAGCGAAAGGAACAAACAACUGUGUUGCCAUGCCAAGGUGCAGCCAAAACAUUCCUUGACAAGAUUGUAUCUCUAUGUUGUGCU